Porites lobata is the source of this 3137-nucleotide messenger RNA. The record is from the annotation of a GenBank genome assembly. Lineage: Eukaryota; Metazoa; Cnidaria; Anthozoa; Scleractinia; Poritidae.
AUGAAAUCGCCGACAGAAAAAACGCACACAAACGGAAGAAAAACAUUCAUUGGUUUGUGUUCCACCUCCUGCUUCCUACUGUCCGUCGUUUGCUGUAUCGCACUGUUUCACGUGGAAUUCAGAAUACACGAGCAUCGUCGACUCAUAUCACAGUUGGAAACAUUCCGUCAAGAGAUUCAAAGAGAAGUCGCUCAAGUUAAACAGGAUUGUAAAAAAGGGAGAGUAACCAAAAGUAACCAUCUCGACUUUUGGCAAAAUACAAAAGGUGGCUGAAAAUGAACAGAAAGUGGAUAUAGGUGACUUUUUGCUAAACCAUGGUUUAUCCUUUCACGUGGUUUAACUAGUAAACAUCGUCGGAGAAACCAAGUUUUUCAGUUACGUAUUGGAAUCAACUACAGAAUAUAGGGCCAUAUUUUAAGUUUUAAAGAACACAGAAAGGGAUAUAUCUUAGUGGCUCGGUGGCUCGUCAUUCUAGGUUAGCAUCUUAAAGAACGAGAGAGGUACAUUUUAGUGGCUCGCGGGCUCCGUCCCAACGAAUACACCUAGAAAAUUCGCCCUGUAUUCUGUUAUUUAACUUUUCAAAAGACUGUCCGAGCUUAUAUGUAGUUCAUAUAUUGAAAUAUUAAAACAUUACGCUCAUUUUUCAAGGUCGCAAAGUUAUAUACAGAGAAAAACGUGAUUCAUCAGAUGCCUCUCAAAACAAAUCGGUUACAAAAGCCUCCGAAGUAAAAAAGCUGAUCAAAAAAGAGCUUCGCCAGUUACAGAAAAAAAUUUGUGCCAAAAAUGAAAAGCUCUGUCUACCAGGACCAAAAGGAAACACAGGAAGACGGGGAAGACGAGGACCCCAAGGCAUACCGGGCCCCAGAGGGAGAUCCGGCCCAGCGGGGACUCCCGGUAACAAUGGAUCAAUAGGACAACUGGGACCAAUGGGUAUAAAGGGGGAUCGCGGAUUGCCAGGUCUGCCAGGAUCUCCCGGUCCUAGAGGUCCGCCUGGUGAGAAAGGCGCACCGGGACAAUCCAUAUCGGCUCCCUCCCUGUUACAGCAGCCUGUUCAAACGACAGUCAAUGAAAGUCUGACAGCCAUCUUGAAAUGUACAGCGGCUGGAAAUCCUCCUCCCAAGGUCACAUGGUUUAAGGUGAACUCAACACUUCCUGUCGGACGUCACGUUGUAGAGUCCAGUGGCGCUCUGAUUCUUCAGGAUGUUAGACCUGGAGACGAGGGCCAAUACACCUGCAAAGCUGAAAAUUUGCUGGGAACCAUCAACGCUAGCGCACGGCUAACAGUGCAGUGUAAGUUGCAUUUCAUUCUUCAAGAUUUCAAGACGCUUUUUUAUCUCUCUCAAAUACAUUUUCUGACAUGUUGUAGGAGUAUUCUAAGGGACACUUACAGCUAGUCCCUUAUUGCCGUUCUUUAGUUACUUCCUCUGACCUUCAUUAUAAGAUGUACAACUCUCUAAAACGAUCGGUUAGUAAUGGUCGCAGCGGUGUGAUACAGUAUUUUGAUGGCAGAAUAAACGUGUUUUCUAGUUCUUGCCAAUUCCACCCUUUAUUGAAUUGUCUUCAAAUCACCUGAUCUGAAGCAACGUAAAUAAAAAAACGUAUAAAGAAAAACUAUAGUAUAAAGUUAUGUCGAUGAAUUUGAUUCAUUGGUUAUGACCUUUUUAAAGAAACCAAUGAACUCCGUAGAAGUCUUAAUCAAAAGGAAACAAGUUUCUUUGGUCUUGACGGUCGCUGUAAGUGUUUUUCUAAAAUAGACCAUUUUCCUUGGGAUUGGCUGCCUACGACUGGUGAGCUACAAAAAAACUAGCCAUUCAGGAAAACUAGUUUUAGAGACUGUUCAAGUUCGCUUACUGAUAGAGGUGAUGGCUGAAUAGGGAUCAAGUUUAAAGUAAAUAAAGGGGGCAAAUUUCGGGAAUUUCAUAAGUAAAAAUUUUUCCACUGGUGCUGAAAUAAUGGAGAGUAUUUUGUCACCAGAAUAAAAGCGAUUUAUUCAUUUCUUGCCAGUUGGUCCCCAGAUAUUAUUGUCAUCAAAUCGCCUGAUGGCUGAACAAAACCAAAACCUAACAAUCGACUGCACUGCCACUGGUCAGCCUCAACCCAAGAUCACGUGGUCCAAGUUAGGAGGAGUUUUGCCAAAAGGAAGAAAUGAAGUGAUGGACGCAGCCUUGAAGAUCUAUCAAGUGACGAGAAACGACGGUGGAGUAUAUACGUGUAGAGCACAUAAUAUCCUGGGAUCAGCGACAGGUAUGGCUCAAUUGAUGGUUUUUUCGCCUCUUCGGUUCAAAGUUCGACCCCCUCAAGAAUUUACUCCUGUGGUUGGCUCAACUGUUCGCCUGCCUUGUGUGGCCGAGAGUGACCUAAUACCUACUCUCACUUGGACAAAGGACGACUCUUUUCUUUCGGUUGGUUCAAGGAUUCUGCAAGACAACACUCUGGUUGUUGGCAGCAUCAAAAUAUCUCACAAAGGAUCUUACACCUGCAGAGCGAGUAAUCCCUUGAAAACGAUAGAAGCCAAAGUGAAAAUCAAUUCUCCAGUUACUGCGGCUUCCUGUUCUUCUAUCAGUAACAGUAUAAGCGGAAAUUACGUCAUUGAUCCAGAUGGCGAGGGAGGUCUGGCGCCAUUCACUGUUUACUGUGAUAUGAGAGCUAAAAAUGGAGUUGGCGUGACAGUCAUCAGUCACGACAGUGAAAGUAGAACAUCGGUGAAAGGAUAUGAAGGUAUGGGUGCAUACUCACGAGAUGUUCGUUACAAAGGAGCGAGUGUAUCUCAGCUGGCGAGUCUCACUAGAGUUUCCUCGCACUGCGAACAAUUUAUCAAGUAUGACUGCCAUGGUUCGCUUCUGCUUUACAAAAACGAUCCACGUGGAUGGUGGGUGUCACGUGAUUCUACUAAGAUGACGUACUGGGGUGGAGCAUCUGGCAAUAGCAAGUGCGCAUGCGGGAUGACUAACUCGUGUGCAAAUCCCAGUCAUGGCUGUAACUGUGACAAGAAUGACAACGUAUGGCGUGAAGACAGCGGUCUCCUCACUGACAAGACCAAGCUUCCUGUAGUACAACUCAGGUUUGGGGAUACUGGUAACAGCGGAGAACAAGGUUACCAUACACUCGGAAAACUAAAGUGCUUUGGAACAGCAUAA